AUGCCGGUGGCUCACUUGCGCCUCGCCGCUAGCUGGUUGUCCAGAAUUCAAACAGUCUAUAGGAAUGCCUGGGCUUUAUGCGGAGCAGCCCACUUAAAUAACCUCAAAGCCUUUGAUAAAAGGGUCCUAGACCUAGCCCUUCCAGACCUAGCUGAUAGCAGCCUACGUGGGCCUACCACACAGGAACUGCUCACGGCUGAUCGUAAGAUCUGGGGCACUACAGGAUCUUUGGUUUCAUCGGGAUGGAGUCUAGACGAAGCCCUCUACGAGGUCACAUCCAUCCGCAGCGACCUAUCCAACCUCCUGCAGCCCAGACCUAGGAAUGCCUUGCCUUCCACGCCCAAUAAAGGCAGAGAAAGACCUAACACCCCUACGCCCCCCCCGCCUAAGCGCACUAGGACGACCCCGUUCACUCCGCCUAAGAAUCCCAAAGGGAAAGGUAAGGGGGGCAAGCAGGGGAAGGGCCCAGCCAACAAAGCCAAAUCCGAAGACUGGCCAUCCAAUUGGGUCUACAAAGCCCAUGGCAAAGUUCUGCGCAAGCGAUACCAGCGCAACCUAUGCACAGUAGGGGCCCCCGAUGCCUCUCAAUCCGACUCUCUGCCUAGUCCUCCGCUGGUCGCUGGCCAGGAGAUAGCCUCCUUCAAACGAAAGUUCGCCAACAGAAUAUGGACAUCCCCUGCCUACAAGCAGGCCAUCCCCUUCCUAGAGCCGAGCUCGCAGCCCUCGGAACAAGAGUCUGGACUCAUUUUGCAAUGCCUCUGGGCCCGAUCGAUCAUUGCAGUCAUAGCCUCCCUGCCGACGAUCGUACCGGACACGGAGGAGCAGUCCCAAGCCCUUGAGAUUCUUUGCUCUGCCUUAGACCUAGACCUCAAAUCCAUGGCAGAAAUCAGCCCAG
Messenger RNA from Symbiodinium necroappetens, 895 nucleotides. NCBI's taxonomy places the organism in Eukaryota, Dinophyceae, Suessiales, Symbiodiniaceae. The record is from the annotation of a GenBank genome assembly.